UCAUUCGAGAGUGGUAGGGGUGGUGGGGGGUUAUCCCAAACAUUUGGGUUCCAGGGGCUAAACAAGCACAAAACAAACUUUGCGUGGGUCAAAGAAGCAGCAUGAGGUGAUGUAGAUAUUUUGGACAGGACGUAGAGAUUCGUCGAUAUUCCGCUUGGUCUUUCGGCGUCUUGCCACAGUGCGGGCCCGUCAUUAAACUGGAACUUGAGGUCCACAUUGCACGACACAGUACACGGGCACGUGAAUAACAGCCAUAAAACAUGUUUGUUGCUGUUCGCGUUGCACGCUAAGUGAUUGUAGCAGUUACGCAGGUACGACCCUGCAGGUAAUUAUUUAUCGGGUGACAGCUGCACAUACGAAGUGACACACCUCUAAUUAGAGUUGAAUUAAGGUUUGGUGGAUACGCAGAAUUCCAAGCAGUGAGCUCUAAGAUUAUGGUUGGACAUGAAACACAAAAGGAAGAAGUCUCAUAAAGAAGAGCGUAAGCAUCAUAAGCAUCGCAAAAAAUCUAGAAGGGGGCACCUUGACAAAUUGCCCAGGUCUGAUCGGAAAAGAGGAAAGAAAUUUGAACAAAACAAAAGAUUACUACAUCUAGCUAUGGCCUCUGGAUUUCAAGCCACAUCAUCAGGAUCGUCUACGCAAUGCAUUGAUCUUGAUGAUGACAUAAUGGUAGUCUAUGAUAAAAAUCAAGAAGCAACCCAAAGAGAAAAAAAUACUAAUAGACCAAAAGAAAGCAAAUUUUGUCUGACUAAACCAUUCGAUGUUAAACCUUUAGAUAUACCCUUACCUCCGGAAAAUUGGGUUUCUCAUUCCAAGCGACAUACUGAUUCUAUCAGAUUACAAGAUAUUCCACUCCCUCCCACUCCAAAUACUUACGAAAGAUUACGGAGAGAAAGUGAAAAUGACGAAGAUUAUGAAGCAAAGCAACAGAAAAGGCUUUUAAUGGACAUUCGGAAAUGGGAACCCUCAGAAUUUGGGGAUAAACUGCAGCAUCAAGCUGGAAAUUCUUCGAAACCAUUAAAUAAUUCUUUUAGUAUUAUGUCCUACAACGUGUUAGCUCAAAGUCUAUUGGAGGAACAUAGUCAUCUCUAUCGACGUAAUGAUGAACGGGCACUUGAAUGGAAAGUUCGGAGCAAAGUUCUUUGGAAAGAAAUUAUUGAAGCAGAUGCUGAUAUUUUAUGUCUUCAAGAAGUGCAAGCUAGUCAUAUUGAUUCCUUCUACAGCAAGUUAAAGGAUUUAGGCUAUUCAGGAAAGUUUAAACAAAGGUCUACAAGCAAUUAUGAUGGUUGUGCCAUUUAUUUCAAAACAGACAAGUUUAAACUUAUUGAUAUGGCCCCAGUAGAAUAUUACCAAUACUACAAACCUGGUCUUUCCAUUCUAGACCGUUAUAAUAUUGCAAUAAUUGUACGAUUGGGUUUAUGUGGAUCACAUGAUUCUGAUGAUCAAAUAGUUGUAGCCACCACUCAUCUUUUGUACAAUCCAAGGCGACAUGAUGUGAAACUUGCUCAAACUCAAGUACUCUUAGCAGAAUUAGACCGGUUGGCCUACAUUGGCCUAGAUAAAGAGUCUGGAAAACCCAAAUAUCUCCCUGUAAUAGUUACUGGAGAUUUUAAUCUUAAACCCAAUACCCCAGUUUACAACCUAUUAGUUCAAGGAAAUUUACGUUAUUCUGGCUUAGCUGCAAAAUCUCUUGCUGAACCGUGUUAUGGGCAAGCUCUUCAAGAGGUUUUACUUCCUUUUGAGCUGCAAAUUGCAAAUUCCUGCCAACACUUAGGUUUGUUGCUGCACCGAUUGAAACUAGAAAAUAAUGGUUCAAGAAAGGAGAAGGUACACAUAUCUGAGGUUUCAAAGCUGUACAAUAGUGAAACCUAUAAAUCAUAUCAAAGCUAUACUCUUAAACAGUCUACAAUACCGCUUCUGUAUGAAGAGGAUUUUUGUGGGAGGGUUGAGAAAGGAUUCCUAUUUCACAGAUUUUACUUUCAGAGUGUUUAUAAACAUAAUAAAUGCCUUUCCUCAAAAUGGAUUUGUGAAGCUACUACUUUCCAGGAAGACUGGGUAACAGUAGACUACAUUUUUUAUAGUGGAGCGUUGAAUAAACAAACCCAGCAAGUUGAAGAGGGUAGACUAAAACUUUUGUCCAGUUAUUCUCUUCCCAGCAGGGGGCAAUGUAAUGAGCUUAAAUCAAUACCAAACCUUGUUUGUGGCUCAGACCAUUUCAGUCUAAUGGCUCGUUUUGUUUUAGAAAGAGAUCAAUCUCAUGAACAUAAACUGUGACUUAUAUUUCCAUCUGUUUUGUCUGAUCAUUCGUCAGUUUUUAUUUUUUUCUGUUCAGUAUAUUAGUUUUAGUUUAAAAACAAAAACAAAAACAACUCCUUGUACUGUUGAAAAUGUGAUAUUUGUACCUUAGUUGUGGCUGUUACAAGACAAGUGCCAAAGUCUCUUUGUUGAAACCAUUACUACAUCCUCAACUAUUUUUCUACUGUUCUUUCUUUUUAAAGUAUUAUGGACUGCAUAAUGUUUCAAUAAAUGUGUCCAUGCUAUGGUGAUACUAUAUAUAGAUGUAAAAAUUCAAUAUCAUUGUCCAUGUAGUUUAAUCUACGCUAUAUUUCCUUGCAUUGUUGUCAAUCAGUACUCUUUUCUCCUGUUGUAAGAUAUUGUGUAGAAAUUAAACUUUUCAAUUUGUGCCUUGGCAUGGCUAGCCAAGAUAUUGUUUAAGUUUGGAAGGUAUAUAUCUUCAAAAUAUAACUUUUUGAAUGAA
Messenger RNA from Frankliniella occidentalis (western flower thrips), 2758 nucleotides. Its product is annotated as protein angel homolog 2. The transcript is spliced from 12 exons. Gene Ontology annotation, molecular function: 3'-5'-RNA exonuclease activity. The record is from RefSeq and is a predicted model, not a curated record. Lineage: Eukaryota; Metazoa; Arthropoda; Insecta; Thysanoptera; Thripidae. The coding region runs from base 445 to 2274 and encodes 609 amino acids.